Molecule: messenger RNA, 2417 nt
Organism: Brassica oleracea var. oleracea
Lineage: Eukaryota; Viridiplantae; Streptophyta; Magnoliopsida; Brassicales; Brassicaceae
Product: putative two-component response regulator ARR21
Exons: 9
Coding region: 1-2319 (772 amino acids)
Biological process (GO): cytokinin-activated signaling pathway; phosphorelay signal transduction system
Molecular function (GO): DNA binding
Source: RefSeq, a predicted model, not a curated record
AUGGCUUUUGCACAAGUUUUCUACAACCAAAGCUCUGUCUUGAGAAUCAAUGUUAUGGUUGUGGAUGAUGAUCCUGUUUUCCUUCAAAUCAUGUCACGCAGGCUUGAAAAUUUAAAAUACAGAGAUCCAUCCACUAUGGAGAUCACGGUUAUAGCUGUUAAAGAUUCGAGAGAAGCAUUGUCUACUCUUAAAAUCGAAAGAAACAAUAUCGAUCUCAUAGUCACAGAUUAUUACAUGCCUGACAUGAACGGUCUACAACUCAAAAAACAGAUCACUCAAGAAUUUGGCAAUUUACCGGUCAUAGUUAUGUCAUCGGACACCAAUAAAGAACACGAGAGUUUAACGUGUGGAGCGAUGGGUUUCAUUCAAAAACCCAUCAACGCAACUGAAUUAACCAAGAUUUACCAACUUGCUUUAACAUGUAAGCGGAAUGGUAAGUCCACCUUAUGGACCGAGAACAACCACAAUGACACAGAUGUUAGCAUCUCUCAGCAAAUCCAGUUGGUUCCUGAGCAAGACAAUCUCAUGAUGACCAAGAAGAAGAAGUUCUCACCUAGACCGGAUGCAAGAUCCAUGAACAGUUCAAAUGGAACUUGUGUUAGUACUGAUGCUUCACGGAAAAAUAAAAAAAGAAAAGCAAACGGUGGUUCUGGUGAUGAUUUUGAGUCUUUGUCGCAGCCCUCCAUGAAGAGUAAGAUUACGUGGACGGAUGAUCUUCAUGAUCUUUUCUUACAAGCUAUCCGACACAUCGGUCUUGACAAGGCUGUGCCAAAGAAAAUCUUAGAGUUCAUGAACGUAUCAUACUUGACAAGAGAAAACGUAGCCAGUCAUUUACAGAAAUAUCGACAAUUCUUGAGGAAAGUCGCGGAAAGAAGUUCUUUGUGUUCAAACAUGUUGCCGAGUAAUGGCAUAGACUCGAUAUAUCCAUAUCCUCACACCAGAGAGCCGUACUACAACAACUACACUUCUUCUUCUUCUUCUUGGUACGGCACAAGUCUCAACAAUAGAUCAUUCUAUUCCAAACCCGGACACGGUCUUGGACAGUCUAGACUCUUAUCCAACACAUCUGAUCCCGUCUGCUUCAGUCAGAUGCCUCACAGCUACAUGAACCAGUCAUCCACCUAUGAUACACACCGUAUUGGAUCAAACUUGACGCUGCCCAUCCAGAGCAACCUCAAUUACUCAUCCCAAAAUGAAGGAAGAAGAAGCUUUCUUGAACCAACGGCAAACAAAACUAGCCAAACAUCUCAAGCUCUCGGGUUUGAACAGCAUGGAUUAUCAGCUAUUAAUGGUAGUGGUUUCAACAAUAACACGUUGAUCAGCUAUGGAAGUUUAACUCCUAAUCAACUAGGAACUAACAGCUAUAAAGGUUCAAUUUCUACUCAACAAGGAAUGACCAAUGGAAGCCUGGCUCUUAAUCAACCAGGAAUGAGCGCCUAUGGAAGUUCAACUUCUACUCAACCAGGCAUGAGCAGCCAUAUAAGUUUGACUCCUAAUCAACCAGGAAGGAACAGCUAUGGAAGUUUAACUGCUCCUCAACCAAGAAUGAGUACCCAUGAAAGCUUAUCUCCUAAUCAACAAGGAAUAAGCAGUUAUGAAAAUUUAACUUCUAAUCAGCUAGGAAUAAACAGCCAUGGAGGCUUAUCUCAUGAUCAACCACGUAUGAGCAGCUAUGAAAAUUUAACUUCUAAUAAUCUAGGAUUGAGCAGCCAUGGAUUUUUAACUCCUAAUCAACCAGGACUUAAAAGUUAUGGAAGUGCAAUUCAUAGCGUAGGACUAAACAGCUUUGAAGGUUUAACUACUCAUCAACCAGGAUCUAGCAACUUCUCGUAUGGGUUGCAAUCAUUCUUAAACAAUGAGAACACUGCAUAUGAGCCUCAACCUCAUCCACAUGCCCAAGCAGCUGCACAGAAAAAUAUUGAAAUUCCUCAACAGGAGAAUCUCAGCUUGUUUGAUGAACUUGGCAAUAUUAAUGAGCUUCUUUGCGACAUAAGUAACUUUGAACUGGAUCACAACAAGCAACAAGAAGCGGUUUCUACCAACCAAUUUGAGCUUCCCGCAAAUGUUUCGACUGAAAUGAAUCAAUUUUUCUCUCUUGAAGAUGAUGACUGGACCUUUGUGAACACAAACCAGGGACAUUCUAAUGGAGAAACAACAAACAAUGUUGCUCCGGAGACGAAUUCUCAAACUUUCAACAUGAGCACUAAUCAUAAUCAGGAACAAGAUGCUCAAGAUUUUGUCGACUGGUCGUUCUUGAAUCCGGAGGACUUGGCUAAUGAGUACGACUUCAUGGACUCUUUGUUCAAUGGCAUGAACUGAAAAGGGUUCGAUGAUCCAAGAUGUUAGCGAGGGAGAAGAAAUUAAACCGGCAAUGCAUAGUAGUUUAUAUGCAAAUAUAUAUAAAAAGAUUAAGCGAA